Messenger RNA from Juglans regia (Persian walnut), 2375 nucleotides. Its product is annotated as probable serine/threonine-protein kinase PBL21. Gene Ontology annotation, biological process: protein phosphorylation. The transcript has 7 exons. Bases 592 to 1797 code for a protein of 401 amino acids. Lineage: Eukaryota; Viridiplantae; Streptophyta; Magnoliopsida; Fagales; Juglandaceae. Gene Ontology annotation, molecular function: protein kinase activity; ATP binding. The record is from RefSeq and is a predicted model, not a curated record.
UCCGAAAGCAAAAGAGGAGAGAGAGAGAGAGAGGCAUAAACCAAAGGAUAAAAUCCAGCUAUUAUUACAGUCGCCGCUAACUGUGCCGCUCUAUUUCUCUGUCUAUCUGUGUUUCUCUUUCUGUAAAUUUUGCCGCAAGAAACUAAACACAUUUUCUUUUUGCCUUGUCCGCGUAAUUUUAGUUUCGUUUUUUCUCCGUGUUUUCUUUUCCCGUUUUCCUAUAACGUCAUUUGCCAAGCGGACGGUUCUAGGACUUUCUUUUUGGGUAGUUUUAUUUUCGUAAAAUUUAUUUGCUCUUUUUGUCUGUCUGUCCGUGCUUUGUUUUUGUUCUAUUUUUGAAUGAUAUUUUACUUUGGUCUUGGAUUUAUUGGCUAAUUUUUUAAAUACUAUUAUUUUUAUUUGGUAGAGGGGCUUCUUGAUCUCCCCACCCCCUCUCAAAGCUCGUUUUGUUCUGGGAAUUUGAGAUGGGUGAUUGGGGUGACAAAUUUGUUUCAGGUGGUGGUUCACCGUUGAUUUCAGCAUUUUCUUUUACUGGUUUCUGUGUGCAUUAGAGAGAGAAGGGGAAGGGGAAGGGGAAGGGGGAGAGAGAGAAUGGUUUGUUUUUCUUGCUUCAGUCCUGGAGGAAAUGGUGAGCGCAGGAUUGAAAUUGAGAAUGGCACACGAUCCGGUUCUCGGCAAUCAGCUGAUUCCGCAGGUAGUGGGAGGGGAAAGGACUCAGACGAUAACGUGAAUGGGAAAGGGAAGGCGACUUUGAAGGAUACUGAGGGCAACAGCACGAGAUGCAGUGGGGCGCGCAGUUUUACGUUUCUUGAGCUAGCAGCAGCCACAAGAGGUUUUAGGGAGGUGAAUCUGAUAGGGGAAGGGGGUUUUGGAAGGGUUUACAAGGGCCGCCUUGAGACGGGCGAGGUUGUUGCGAUUAAACAACUUGAUCAUGAUGGCGUCCAGGGAUUUAAGGAAUUCCUUGUGGAGGUUCUCAUGUUAAGCUUGUUACACCAUUCUAAGCUUGUCACUUUGAUUGGGUAUUGCACUGAUGGGGAUCAGAGGCUGUUGGUCUAUGAGUAUAUGCCAAUGGGUAGCUUGGAAGAUCAUCUCUUUGAUCUGGAACCUAAGAAAGAGCCACUGAGUUGGAAUACUAGAAUAAAAGUUGCUGUUGGUGCAGCUCUGGGGCUUGAGCAUCUCCACUGCAAAGCCAAUCCCCCUGUUAUUUACCGUGACUUAAAAUCUGCAAAUAUCUUGCUGGACAACGAUUUCAAUCCGAAGCUCUCGGAUUUUGGGCUUGCUAAACUGGGACCUGUUGGUGACAAUACUCAUGUUUCAACCAGAGUGAUGGGAACGUAUGGUUACUGUGCCCCAGAGUAUGCAAUGAGUGGCAAGUUGACCCUUAAAUCUGAUAUAUAUAGCUUUGGUGUGGUUCUCUUGGAGUUGAUCACUGGCCGGAGGGCAAUAGACUGCAGUAAGAAGCAGGGAGAGCAGAACCUAAUUGCCUGGUCUCGUCCAUUUUUGAGGGACCGAAGGAAAUUCACCCAAUUAGUUGAUCCUUUAUUGCAAGGGCGCUUCCCUGUUCGAUGUUUGCAUCAUGCAAUUGCCAUUACUGCAAUGUGUCUUCAAGAGCAGCCAACUUUCCGCCCUCUUAUUGGUGAUGUUGUUGUAGCGCUUGAGUACUUGUCCUCUCAGAGUAACAGUUAUGAAGUCCAUAAUAGCCGAAUCCAUAGUUCCCUGCCUCGAUCAUCCUCAAAACAAGACAGUGAUAUCUUUUCCCGUGAAUCGGAUUAUCGAAGAAGUGCGACUUCUGUUUAAACAUCGGAGGGCAGAAGCUGCUGAAAUUAUUUGAUACUGUUUUGUCUUCUUCUUUUUGUUUUUUCUUUUGAAAUCAUUAAAAAUGGUUAGGUGCUUAUGAGUGGCUGACUUACAAGAGAAAGAGAAGAGUUCAACAGGAGGAGGAAAAUAAGGUCAUCUCAUAAAGGGGGUUCUCCUUUUCGUCAAGAGCAAUUACACUGUAGAUUCUUUGAUAUUAUAUGAAAGUAAGUAAAGAGGAAGGCCGGGGGCUGCCAAAUGCUUGUUUUCGACCUCGAAUUGGCGCUGUCGUGCUUAGCUAUGGAUGAUCAGAGGAAAAGAUUGGAUGAACCUAUAAUCUUAUAUUGUUUGCUGGAACCAAUAUAGGUUCAUCCUUAAGCUUUGAGCUCAUCAGCUAUUGUCCAGAUUCUUUGAGUAUACCAUGUAUAGGAAAAAAGAAGCAUCAUAUCAUAUGUCGUAAAAAAGAGAGAAUUUUAUCUUGAGGCAUUUCGUUGUUGCAAAUGUAAUGAAGGGAACUCAAAGGAAAGAACUAUGUUUCCAAGAACUAAAUGAAAGCAAUGUUAUUUGUUAUCUUCCGUUCA